CGAUUCAGUCUCGCGCAAACCACCCCUCAUGUGCUGCCGUGGCCGCUGCAGCGGCAGCAGCGCGCUCGAAGCUCCACUUUGUCAUGCCCGCCGCCGCCGCCGCCGUCGCCGCCGCCGCCGCCGAGGAUACGUAAACAGAAACGUACGGAGACGCGAGGAGUGCCGUUGAGUACGGCGUGUAGUGAGCUCUGCCAUCUUCGCCGAGGAACUGCCGCGAUCGGUGAUCAUUCCGCGUCGUGUCGCAUCAGCAGCCCCCGGAAAUCCCGUCGUGACGGGACAUCGUGACGGCCGUGCCGAUCGCGAUUAUUGAUUCUCGCCUGGCGUGUUUCGUCGCUUUUUUCUUCUUCCUUUCUGGAGCCUCGAUAGGAUUAUCGCACGCGGCGACGCAACGCGCCGAGCAACGAGAGAGUAAGAGCAAGAGGAGAGAAAAUAGGGAGAAGAAGAAAAUAGCGGCGUGAAGAUCGCGCGCGCCAACCCCUCGUCCACCCCGUCCACCCAUCCAGCCUUGGCCACCCUCGGGAGCGCGUCGUGCGAGCGGGAAGCGCCGACGAGUACCGCCUCCGCCGCCGCCGCCGCCGUCGCCGGCGCGCGGCGUUAUUCGCUCGAGGGAGGCUCGAUCUAGUCGCUCCGCAUCCGCCAUCAUCGCGGCCGCCGGCCGUCGAAUAUGACGCGGCCCCAUCGCCCGCAUAUUCAACUGUGCUACUCUUGACUACGAAUCGACGCGGCCAAUCGAGACACGGUGACACGAAGUGCGUGUGCCACAUCGAGACAUGUCUUCGAUAUCAGCGCAGGGCGUCGUCGAGCGUGCCAGCGCCGAAUUGACCAAGCGAAUCAACGGUCUGGGGUUGCGGACAUCCAAACAUCAUGGCGGCGGCAAGACUAGCGUUAUGGAGCGCGUGACGAAUGUCUUUUGCGGCAGCGGCAGUGUCGCUUACAUGAAUUUGCAAAGUGCGAAUAAUGCGAAUGCAACGCCCGAGAAGCCCAGCCGGAGCGCCGCGCAGACCAUCAACAAUAUGCCAGCGAGUAACAACAAGAGCCUGAACAAUGUCACCCCGAGCAGAGGUAGGAUACCUAGGAACAGGAUGAAGAACGUGCCCUUAGCCAGCGGCGGCACGGGCGGCUACGUCCCGCCUGCCACGUGGGAACAGCUGAUGCAGGACGAGAACUUCCUUGGCCGAUUUUUCCUUUACUUCAACGCCACGGAAAGAAGGAUCUUGGCUCAGGUCUGCACAAAAUGGAGAGACGUUCUGUACGCAAGACCGCGUCUCUGGACGGGGUUGGUGCCGGUGGUGAGAUGCCGCGAGGCCCGCGCGAUGCAGCCCAACUCCCGCACCCGGCUCUAUGCUUCCUUAGUAAGAAGAGGUUUCCACUCGUUAGUCCUCCUGGGCGCAGCGGAUGAAGAUAUCCCGGAAUUAACGCACGGUUUUCCCUUGGCACAGCGAUACGUGCACUCCUUGUCGUUGCGCUGUUGCGCGGUGACCGACAGGGGCCUGGAGGCUCUCUUGGAUCACUUGCAGGCUUUGUACGAGCUUGAACUGGCCGGUUGCAACGAGAUAACGGAAGCCGGUUUGUGGGCUUGCCUCACCCCCAGAAUAGUGUCGUUGUCUCUAUCGGAUUGCAUCAACGUCGCUGACGAGGCGGUCGGCGCGGUCGCCCAGCUAUUGCCGAGCCUUUACGAAUUCUCCCUGCAGGCUUAUCACGUCACCGAUGCUGCGCUUGGUUACUUCAGUGCCAAACAGAGUAGCGCGCUUAGUAUUCUGAGACUCCAGUCCUGCUGGGAGCUCACGAAUCACGGUGUAGUAAAUAUUGUACAUUCCUUGCCCAAUCUGACUGUGCUAUCGCUCUCUGGAUGCAGUAAAGUAACGGAUGACGGCGUUGAAUUAAUCGCGGAAAACUUGCCAAGACUUCGUUCCUUAGAUCUGAGCUGGUGCUCAAGGAUUACAGAUGCAGCCUUAGAAUAUAUUGCCUGUGAUUUGAAUAACUUAGAAGAACUCACAUUAGAUAGAUGUGUACACAUCACGGAUAUUGGCGUCGGUUACAUUUCCACGAUGGUCUCACUGAGCGCCUUGUUUUUGAGAUGGUGUUCGCAACUUAGGGAUUUUGGACUUCAACAUCUGUGUGUCAUGAGAUCUCUGCAGGUGUUGUCUCUGGCAGGUUGCCCGUUGCUCACAAGUGGAGGUUUAUCUAGUCUGAUACAGCUUCGACACUUACACGAGUUAGAACUAACUAAUUGCCCAGGAACGUCGCGAGAACUGUUUGACUAUUUGCGUGAACAUCUGCCGCGUUGCCUAAUCAUCGAAUAAACGAUGUUUAAUUGAGAAUAUAAUAUCGGCAAAAUGAAAUCCCUUUAUACUCGAACAGAUGUCAGACGAAGAGCGUUGAACUUGCGAGCGAGUAGACUUCGACUCCAGGAUUUCGAACGCGGGAAGCAAUAUUUCGGACGAGCGGAACGCCGUACAGAUAAAAAGCAAUUGACGUCCAGAUAACGAAAGAAAGAACACUAUGUUUUCCUCGUAAUGGUCUAAGGAAACACUAGCCCUCGAACGUGCAAGAUAAUACAAUUAAUAACGCAUAGACAUUUUUAAUACACACUAACGUCCCGUGCACUUCCGUUCGUAUUUUUUCAUUCUGCCACGCGAUCACGUCGAGACGGGCGAACGAACGAUGCAGAAAGAAGACUCUCACGGCCCGUUGUAAUGAUCUUGUACAGAGAAUUGAAUUCAAUAUUGUACAUUAGAAAAGAGAUUGAUAGCGCGUGCAUCAGAAAAAAGCGAUUGAUGACUUGUGAGGUCCUUCUUUUUGCCUCCUAAUAGUGUAGAGAGAGAGUCCGAGUAAGCAUACAGCAAGAAACUCACAACAGUUAGAACUGUGAUAAAUUUAUAUUGUACGUAAUUCUAAUUGGUUCUCGCGUAUACGUGUUUAAAUGUCGUCGGCACUGCAUUCGGCGGGCACGACGAGGUCGUACGGAGCAAUUGAGAGCAGAUUGAUCAGGCUGUCACAUUCGCCAGCUGUACGAACAUGUAGCCGAUUGCGAUUCGAUUCAGCGAUCGUCGUCUCUGCCGCGUGUGCGCGUCGAUCGACGCGCGCAUUGUCCAAUUAUUUGCGAUUCUAGCUGCAACACACUACGCAUGUUGCUUGAAAGAAAGUACUUAGCGGGUAUCGAUUACACGAACAGAAGCUAACAUUCCAAACCACAUUACUCAGCACCUUACUCAUGAACACAUGAUUCGUGUUGUUUGUUUGACGAUGCAUAUUGUAGGCGGGAACGCGUUUCAAUUGUCGCAUCCACGGUGUGUGGUAACAUCGUCAUUCAUGUGUUAUCUUUAUAUAGUAUAUCCUCGUGCAAUCAGUGUUCUCUAAAUUUAGAACUUUUCGCUAGCUCUAUAUUCUUUGUGGUUUUCCUGAUUAAGUAUAUGCAUAUAUAUAAAUAUAUAAAUAAAUAUAUAUAUAAAUAUAUAUAAUUAAUGUAACAUAAUUAGAAGAAAUAUUUCGCGUGUUUCAAGGAUAAUGAUAAUUUUAAUAAUUUAUUACGUCAUUGGUAUGUCGUAUUAUGCCUUAUCGGUACUGGCAUAUUAAAUCGAAUAAGUAUCAACGUACUAUUGUUUACGACUUUUGAAAAAAAACAACAAACGCAUCGUAUUAAUCGAUUUAAUCGAGCGUUUGAGUUUCGCGUUACGUGAGGUCAAGAACAAUUGGAUGCCAAAAAGAAAUGUGUCUUUCUUAAGUUCGUCAACAGCAUGCAAGAAACUCACUCGUAAUUUACGAGAUGCGAUACAAUACACACAUUGUGCGCCGUUCAUUAUAGUGACACCCAUCCUUGAUAUAAUUUCGGCCAGAAUGCCGUAUCUCUUAAGUGAUAUAUUGACAAUUAUGGUUGUAGCCCUUAUUUGUUAUUCUGUUAAACUCAAUUCAGAGAUAGUCAGUCUCUUUCUCAAAGCAAUUCGAUAUUCACGAGCAGAUAUAAUUUCUACGUGUUGUCACAUGUUUAGCACAUAUAACACCUUUGUAUAUAUUGUACAAAUUAUAUAUGAUAAUUCUGUUAUCAAUCAAAACCGAGCGUAAAUAUAUCCGCACAGGCGAAGUUGUAUUGGAGAGUGGAGUCACAUUGUGAGAUACUACGAUCACAGAUGCAACAUUUAAUGACGACACACGAUAAUAUGAUGGAAUGUGCUGUGAAAUAAAAAUUUAUUGACCAAACUA
Molecule: messenger RNA, 4200 nt
Organism: Odontomachus brunneus
Lineage: Eukaryota; Metazoa; Arthropoda; Insecta; Hymenoptera; Formicidae
Product: F-box/LRR-repeat protein 16
Exons: 7
Coding region: 771-2303 (510 amino acids)
Molecular function (GO): protein binding
Source: RefSeq, a predicted model, not a curated record